UAUCGGAUCAGCGCUAGCUUGCACUCUGAACUCUUCCCGCUCUCAGAGGCUGCUUGCUGGGGAGCAGCUCGCUCACAAAUACACUUUGUUACGGCUCUUUUUUUCAAUUUUUUUUUAGCGGAACUGCGAGCGCUUCAAUCAACCUUCAGGCUGUUUUUCAGGAGAGCUAGCGGCUAAUUGUGGGAGCUAAGCAGCUGUUCGGGAGGAGGAUGAGUGGAGACAUGUCUUCAGACGAGGACCGGGCCAAGGAGAUAAUGAAGGGCUUCAAACUGAACUGGAUGAACCUUCGGGAUGCAGAGACGGGCAAAGUACUGUGGCAGGGGACCGAGGACCUCUCCGUUCCCGGGGUCGAACACGAAGCUCGCGUCCCAAAGAAGAUCCUGAAGUGCAAAGCGGUUUCCAGAGAGCUCAACUUUUCCUCGUCGGAGAAGCUGGAGAAGUUCCGUCUGGAGCAGAAGGUCUUCUUCAAGGGACAAUGUCUAGAAGAAUGGUUCUUUGAGUUCGGCUUCGUCAUCCCCAACUCCACCAACACAUGGCAGUCUCUGAUAGAAGCGGCGCCCGAGUCCCAGAUGAUGCCUGCUAACGUCUUAACCGGCAACGUGAUCAUCGAGACCAAGUUCUACGACGACGACCUCCACGUCAGCACGUCCCGGGUACGCCUCUUCUACGUCUGACGCCCACCUUCCCGCCCCGCCCCGCCCCGCCCCGCCGAGGUCCAAGAACAACGCCCCCUUUAGGUGCGUUUGUCGGCGGCUGGCUGCACGUGCUUCCUGUUGACCCGACCAGCACCAGGAGCCCGGCCCGUCUCUUUGUGACUGUCAAUACAUGAGCACCGAUCCCAAGUCAGCCACGCGCUCCUUUUUAUUUGUACAGUUUGUCCUCUUUCACUCCCAAGGUUGCGUUUUACUCAGGAACCAAGCGUCACACCUGUAACCUUUUUAUGCUUUGGUGUGUGAGUGUGUCUCUCCUCUUCAUCCAUGUUCCACGUUUGACUUAGGUAGACCACUUGUCCCCGCCCCCGGCAGGAGAGAAGUGCUGUCCGUUGUUUUUCUCGCGAUGGUCUCUGUGAGGCCCAGUAUGGAGACAGCAGACUAAGUUGUGGUCGCCAUGGUAACACAGCAAGGUGAUUAAAUGCUCCCACUUUUAUCUUCCUCCAGGAGCGACUGCAGACUAGUCUCACAUGUUCCAUAGUGUUGACUUUUUUUUUUGCCUCCGUGUAUUUUGCUUUUUCUUUGCUUUUUCUUAGCUGUUAACUCAACGGUGUAAUAUAGACUGGUCUUUUACUGAGACUGAACAUGUGGAUUAAAACCAUGUUGU
This is a messenger RNA of Entelurus aequoreus (snake pipefish), 1317 nucleotides long. RefSeq names its product phosphodiesterase 6D, cGMP-specific, rod, delta (gene pde6d). The coding region runs from base 210 to 674 and encodes 154 amino acids. Gene Ontology annotation, cellular component: cytoplasm. The transcript is spliced from 5 exons. The record is from RefSeq and is a predicted model, not a curated record. Lineage: Eukaryota; Metazoa; Chordata; Actinopteri; Syngnathiformes; Syngnathidae. Gene Ontology annotation, biological process: sensory perception of light stimulus.